Punica granatum (pomegranate) is the source of this 885-nucleotide messenger RNA. Lineage: Eukaryota; Viridiplantae; Streptophyta; Magnoliopsida; Myrtales; Lythraceae. The record is from RefSeq and is a predicted model, not a curated record.
UUUCGUUCCCUCCCCUGCGGCAGCCGUGUUUGUCUUACGCCUGCAGUGCGGAGGGCGGCGGCUGAGCUGAAGACUGAAGUGAAGGCCAUUUCUAGGCGGAAGGAACUCGAUUGGUGAGCUGGGUUGCGAUUGCGAGCGAACAAGGCCAAGGGAGGGAGGGAGAGAGAGAGAGAGAGAGAGAGAGAGAGAGAGAGGAUGAGUGGUCAGAAGCUUAAGGGGAUAAUGGCGGCGGCGGUGAGCAGGGGCGUCACGGAGGCGAGGGCGAGGAUAUUCGGGCAUAUGCUGAACCCGACAGGUCAGAGGUCUCCCCACAAGAUCCUCCGUAAGAAGCUCAUCGGAGAGAAAGUCGCUCAGUGGUACCCCUACGACAUCAACAAGGACGACCCCCUUGUCAUGGCCCGCCAAGAACAAGAGCGAUUGUCGAAACUUGAAAUGUUGAAGCGUCGUGGGAAGGGACCACCCAAGAAAGGCCAAGGAAAGCGUGCCACAAAACGUAGUAAAUAAACCAUUCUGGUUUUGACCUCAGCAAAACCUCUCCAGGGACAUGUCUACUCAUGUUUGAUCUGUUUUGCGCAUAUUAAUAUUUGUUAUUUUUCUAUCCAAGCUAGUCUAGCUUGUGCUCAUGGUUAAAAGGAUGCUUUGGGCAUUGAGUCUCAGAUUUCAACAGGGGCUGCGGGAUUUAUUUCCUUUUCCCUCUCAUUUUGUAUGAAGUAGCAGAAAAAACGAAGAGGCUAGACAGUAUAUUGUGCAUCUCCUUGACUUGAGCAAGGGGGGGACUGUUGAUCAGUUUCAGAAUUACUUGUAGAAACGAGGUUUGGGACCUUUUACCGAAAGACUCUUGUUGAAGAAGUUGCAGCUACGAUGAAAAGAACAGGUUUUGGGAUG